AGAAAAGAGAAAAAUAAGUUAGGAGAGAACCACACCGAGACAAAACCUUCCUCCAAUCUUCUUCAUUCACUUCUGUCAGCUGUCUAUCUAAUCUGGUCCAGCGAACAAAACUUUAAUUAUCUUUUUUUCUUUAGUUAUCUUUUUUCUUUAAGUUUUGCCUUCCCGUGUUACUCCUAAUCCGUCAGUGCGUUCCUUUAACUGUUUCUCUGUUAACUGCCUUGCGUAUGCCUUUCCCUGCAAAUGUUAAUGAUUUCUAUUCUUUACAAUUGUGUCUCAAGAUGUCUUCAAUUUAGUCAGUUUCAUACAGGAAAAAAUUAAAGAAGGCAGGAGAAUGUGGAAGUAUAUUGAGAGGUAAUGACAAGAACCGUCACACACUCGUAUGGGUUGCGCCGCCGCUCAGCAACACAAUAGUGCCACCACCACGCCUUCCAGCUUCCGCCUCCAAGUUCCAGUGAGUGUUGAGCAGCGGGCGAGUGAGGAUGUAACGCUCCGUCCCGCUUGUGCUGUGAGCAAAAAAUCAGGACUUGGAUUUUCACAACCUAGGGAAGUCGCGCUGGUGCCUCGGGAGUCUCAGAGAACAGCUGGGAGAAAGGGCGUGGUGAUCAGUCCGCCUCGCAGCACAACCUGGUCUCAUUUAUUUUAUACACUUGCUUCCUUCCCUCAUUACACGUUCAUGACUCCUGUCGCCUUCAGUCUCCAAUUUUGGUGAUGUACUCCCCUUGGUCACUCUGCCUUCCGCCACCUCCUUGCUGCUGCUGACCCACUAUCCAGGGUUGUUCCUUCCCCGGGGCCCAUGGGGAUCAGCGUGGCAAUCCUGAAGGCCGCAGUGUUAUCCAGGACCAGAAGGGCAGCUCUCUCAUAAUCUCCAUCAGUGCCACUAUCGUUCUCGUAUCCAUCAAGCCAGUGCCUGCCUAACUCUCUCCUCGCGUCCCAGUCCACGGCACCUUACAGCCAGCCGCCACUUCGAACAUGGUGGCACUGCGCUGAAUCAACAUGGGGUUCAAGAGGGUGGCCCCCGUGGUUCGCGUGGGAGGGCGCGGGUGGCUUCGUAUGGACGCCCGCCAUGCCGCCCUCACAGCUGCUCUCUACUCCAUGGCAACAUCCGUGGUGGUGGCGGCGCUGUGUGGGUGGCAGCUGGUGGUGAAUGGACAGCACCCACAUCACCUUCAGGAUGUCUAUUACGGUGUACAGAUCGCCUACUUGGCCACCUUGUGCACACACCUCGCCCUCAGUGUGCUCAGCUGCUUCCUCAUCAUGGGCAUAUACCAGGAGCGGGCGGGGCUGGUGUCACCGUGGGUGGUGGCGAGCAUCACCUUCAUGGCGCUGGAGGUUGUGUGCUGCGUGUACUCCAACGUGCUGCGGGAUCACAUCAACAAGAGAUUUGACACGAUAUGCAAGAUGGAGAUGAGCUUUCUCGCAGCACGGCUCUUGAUAAACAUUUUGGCCCUGUGGGGGGUUCUGAAGUUCCACAGGAACCUUCGCGCUGGAUACACCUACAGGGACCCAGAGGCCAUAGAGUUGUAGAGGACAAGACGCCAAGCUAUCGAAGAGGAAUCCAAAGAGAGGUGUCAUAUUCUCAGUGUGAAAUACAACAUUCUACUUGUCGCCUCUUAAGAAUGCUAACACUUCUGAAUGACGCACCGAGGACUGAUGUGGACACGCGCGCCAAACUUGAUUCUCGAGUCUUUGUGUGGACUAUGCAGAUGUACGUACAUUUAAGUUAACGAUACGAAAAAAAUUUUCUCACUCCUAUUCUAACAGUGAGCCCAAAAAAGCCCAAAGCAAAAGACUUGUAAGGAACUCAAAUUUUCUGAAGAAAUUUUCAUUAAAAAAGAUGACAGAAAUGUUUACUAACUCUUAAGCAUUGAAAAAAAAGGAAGGAAAUUUGCAAAUAAAAAUACACAAAUAAAAUAAAGAGUAAAAAAAAAACAAUGUUAAAAAUAUUAU
Messenger RNA from Scylla paramamosain (green mud crab), 1947 nucleotides. RefSeq lists its product as uncharacterized. The coding region runs from base 994 to 1524 and encodes 176 amino acids. NCBI's taxonomy places the organism in Eukaryota, Metazoa, Arthropoda, Malacostraca, Decapoda, Portunidae. The record is from RefSeq and is a predicted model, not a curated record. The transcript has 8 exons.